AUGCAGUUUCCGCAGCCGACAUACCACGCUCUUAUUUCGCGCACAAAUUUUCAGUUGCAAAACAUGCGGACUAGCGGCGGUUUGUCAAAAAUUGCACUUUUUAUCUUGCUAUGUGCGGCCGCCGACGUCGCGUGUUUGAAGCUGAAGGCAAAACUCGAUAUCGUCCGCAGCCACAAUUCGUACAGGGCCGGCGUGAAACCCGAGGCAGCCAACAUGCUCAACAUGACGUGGUACGAACCGGCAAGCAGGACGGCCCAAAGUUGGGCCAGCAAGUGCAAAAGGCUGACCCACGACGACAGUUCGAACCGGGUGGACAGCAAGUUUGGCAACUGCGGCCAAAACAUUUUCAUCUCCUCAGCGCCAAUGGGCUGGCAGGCGGCCGUGAAAGCGUGGUACUCGGAGGUGUCCAAAUUCACGUUCGGUUCGGCGGACAACAAGUUUGAGGAGAUCGGCCACUACACACAGGUCGUGUGGGCCCAGACGCACAAAGUGGGCUGCGGCCUGGCCAAGUGCACGGACGCCAAGGGAAUCUUCUUCAACUACAUUUGCAACUACUGCCCUGCGGGAAACAUCGUGGGACAAAUCAACACGCCCUACAUAAAGGGCACCAAGUGCUCAGGGUGCCCCAACAGCUGCCUACCAAAUGGACUGUGCGCGAAAAAAUAAUUUAAUUAUUUUCUGUCAAAAUUUAUUUUUGACACUGUUAAUCAAACACGAAUUAU
Molecule: messenger RNA, 722 nt
Organism: Neocloeon triangulifer
Lineage: Eukaryota; Metazoa; Arthropoda; Insecta; Ephemeroptera; Baetidae
Product: cysteine-rich venom protein pseudechetoxin-like
Exons: 4
Coding region: 1-666 (221 amino acids)
Cellular component (GO): extracellular region
Source: RefSeq, a predicted model, not a curated record